Molecule: messenger RNA, 1180 nt
Organism: Spodoptera litura
Lineage: Eukaryota; Metazoa; Arthropoda; Insecta; Lepidoptera; Noctuidae
Product: arrestin domain-containing protein 5-like
Biological process (GO): protein transport
Cellular component (GO): cytoplasm
Source: RefSeq, a predicted model, not a curated record
AAAUUAUUGAAUACGUUUUUAAACGAUGCCUGUGGUGUGCCAAAUAUUUCUGGACAGGACCAGAGAUGGUGUGCAUAGAUCUGGAGAACCAGUAAGGGGUACCCUUGUCUAUUCUGUGGAUAAACCAACCAAGUUUGAUAGUAUCUACAUCAACUUUAUAGGCAAAGGAAAGUGCAGGUGGUCAGAAUCAGAUGGUGAUAACACCACAUUCUACGGCAACAAAGAAGAAUACGUGAACCAAUCUUGCAAUGUGCUGCAUUCAAGGAGUGAUAAGAAAAUACCAGCAGGUAGAUACGAAUUCCCAUUCCAAUUCUUCUUACCACAUGAAAUACCAUCUUCUAUCAAGAAUAAGACCUGCACUAUAGAAUAUAAAAUCGUUGCGGAAUUCGUAAAGGCAAAGUUUUUUAACGCUACAAGCAAAUUUAAUGCAGAAAUAACUGUGUAUGCUUACGUAGACCGGACUUGUGUAGAGCCACUGCACUUUGGUCUACAUAAAGAUUUAUUCUCGUUAACAUCGAACAACAAAGUGAUCGUCAAGGCAGUUUUGGACAAAACUGUGGCGGCUCCAGGAGAAAAUUUAACUCUAAAACUGACAAUAAACAACGAUUCAGGGUUGGUUAUAGUUAUAAAAACCCAACUAUACAGGUAUUUUACUUAUAUAUCAAGUUCUAAACGUAAAAAGGUGGAUAAGGAUUCGGUGAAAGAAACGGCUUCUGCAAGAACAAUUAAGGAGCGCAGUGUAUCUAAUUUGAUGUUUACAAUACCCAUACUGCCAAGUUUGUAUUCCAUACAGCAUACGAAGAUAAUGACAGGAGAGUACAAAGUGAGAGUGACAGCUGACCUGCCCUUCCCUCACAUCAAUGAGGUUGUAGAAGUACCAGUAGUUAUUGGUGAGAGAAGAGAUAGAGUUGGACCAGAAAUCAUGGUUCUUAAUGAAAAGCCUUCGUCUACAAAGGAAGAUAAAGGGGAAAGUAAAUAUGAUGAUAAUUGGGAUAAAUUACGUAUUAGUUGAAGAUUAGAUUAUGAUGAAGAUCAUAGUGUCUGAAUGUGUUAUGUACCUACAUUGUUUGUGAAGGAAGUUCGCAGUAUAUUAUAAGUUAAAGAAGUAUGGUUACUUAAUCACCUGCUACUUUCAUUUCUGCACUACUUAAUAGUUGACUGGGAGACAAUGCCCAUUAAG